Molecule: messenger RNA, 882 nt
Organism: Acomys russatus (golden spiny mouse)
Lineage: Eukaryota; Metazoa; Chordata; Mammalia; Rodentia; Muridae
Gene: Phpt1
Product: phosphohistidine phosphatase 1
Exons: 3
Coding region: 367-717 (116 amino acids)
Biological process (GO): peptidyl-histidine dephosphorylation
Cellular component (GO): cytosol
Molecular function (GO): protein histidine phosphatase activity
Source: RefSeq, a predicted model, not a curated record
AAGAGAGGACUUCGGAUUUAUAGUUUAUGGAUUGAAGUCCUAGGACCCAGGAGUGGAACCGCGGUGCGUCCCCGCAUCCUCUUUCGCUGCGCCACCUCCAACAGCUUUAUUUACGGCAUCACCGAUUUCCUUACACCUCGGCUCCUUUAACUGGGACUCGAGAUCCCAAAGCUGCAAAGAACCGGGUUGCAAUUGGCUAGUCCGUGCCUCAGACUGGAGGUACAAUUGGCUGAGGCUCUGGGCCUCCGGAAGCAUCCCUUCGCGGGAUUGGCCACCGCUGCCAAGGGGCCCGCCUCCCGCGCGCAGAGGCCUCGGCCGGGUUGGGAAGGGGCUGUGGAGCCCAGAGGGCCGAACGCUUUGAGAAACAUGGCGGCGGACCUUGCUCAGAUUCCUGAUGUGGACAUCGAUUCGGAUGGCGUCUUCAACCGUAGAGUUCAUUAUGGGGCCCGACAAGGGCGACUAGGGCAUACAUAUCCUGAGGCCACUCUCCUCACCCCAGCGGACAUCUAUGACAAAGUGUCAGGCGAGCUGCAAAAGAACGGCUAUGACUGUGAGUGCCUAGGCGGCGGGCGCAUCUCCCAUCAGAGCCAGGACAGGAAGAUACACGUGUAUGGCUACUCUAUGGGUUAUGGUCGUGCCCAGCAUUCUGUUUCAACGGAAAAGAUCAAAGCCAAGUACCCUGAUUAUGAGGUCACCUGGGCUGACGAUGGCUACUGAGGCCCUGCCCCCCAGCAGCUGUCAGGACUCUGCUCUUGCCCUCCUCUAUAUUGAGGGGCUGGCUCUGUGCUUCUCUUUUGUCCCUUAGGCAGCAUACCACCUGCCAGGCCUUAGAAGCCAGACCAGUCUGGUCCGUAGGAAUUAAAAGCAUUAAUAUGCCUGCUC